Lactuca sativa (garden lettuce) is the source of this 1934-nucleotide messenger RNA. Its product is annotated as proline transporter 2. The record is from RefSeq and is a predicted model, not a curated record. NCBI's taxonomy places the organism in Eukaryota, Viridiplantae, Streptophyta, Magnoliopsida, Asterales, Asteraceae.
AAUCAGUAUAAUCAACGACUUUCUGAAUUCAAUUUCUCUCUCUUUCUCUCACCUCUGAAUUUGAUUCGAUCAUUAUUAUCGUCUCUCUGUCGCCAUUGAAUUGAAACCCAUCCGUCCAUUUGCCCAAAAUCAUAGAUUCCCUGAAUCAGCCGUUUUAUAAAUUAUCUUUCUUUAUAUACGUAUCAUCCUGCUGUGUGUUCUUGCCGCAGUUUAUGGGUAGAGGAAACAGGAAUCGUUCCUCUUAAGCAACCUCUCCAAUUUACAGAACCCCAUUUGAAUAAUUCCUUGUCAAUCCGUUGAAUUUCCGUUUUCGCAUUCACACACACACACUGUAUAUGUGUGUGUGUGAGAGAGGCGAGAGGGGAAUAUACAUAAAGAUUUAUAUAAAUACACAUCGCUGGCUUAUAAGGAAGACUCUGUGUAUUCGGAAGAGGAAGAGAGAAUAUAUCUCUUGUUAAUAAAAGAAGAACAAGAAAGUUCUUCUUCUGUAGGUGAUAUGGAGGGCCAUCGAGACGAUGUCGUCUCGAAUCGCCCGAGAAAGGUCUACUCCGAUGACCAAUUAGCCAUUGAAAUUCCCGAAACUGCUCAUCAGAUUAGUAGUGAUUCAUGGUUUCAAGUGGGAUUCGUUCUUACAACUGGUAUCAACAGCGCAUACGUGUUGGGGUAUUCAGGUGCAGUCAUGGUUCCUCUCGGGUGGGUGGGUGGAGUUGUGGGUUUAAUCUUGGCUACAGCCAUAUCACUUUACGCAAAUGCCCUCAUCGCAUAUCUCCAUGAAUUUGGUGGGAAAAGGCAUAUCAGAUACAGAGAUCUUGCAGGAUUCAUAUAUGGCCCAAAAGCUUAUAAACUAACAUGGGUGUUACAAUACAUAAAUCUUUUCAUGAUCAAUGUUGGGUAUGUCAUUUUAGCUGGUCAGGCUCUUAAGGCUAUUUAUGUACUAUUCAGGGAUGAUAACGAAAUGAAGCUCCCAUAUUUUAUAGCAAUUGCAGGAUUUGCUUGUGGACUUUUUGCAAUUUGUAUUCCUCAUCUUUCGGCUUUAAGGAUUUGGCUGGGAUUUUCAACGUUUUUCAGCCUCGUAUACAUUGUUGUAGCUUUUUCUCUUUCUCUUCGUGAUGGAAUACGUGCUCCACCGAGAGAUUAUGGGAUUCCAGGGUCGAAUAUAAACAAGGUUUUUACAACUAUCGGUGCUUGUGCAAGUCUUGUUUUUGCUUUCAACACAGGAAUGCUUCCAGAAAUACAGGCAACAGUAAAACAACCGGUUGUUGGGAACAUGAUGAAGGCUCUUUACUUUCAAUUCACAGUAGGAGUUGUUCCAUUAUAUGCGGUUGCCUUCAUGGGGUAUUGGGCUUAUGGAAAUGAGACAUCGGCAUAUUUGCUGAGUAGUGUUAGUGGUCCGGUUUGGGUGAAGACGUUUGCUAAUAUAUCCGCCUUUUUACAAACCGUCAUAGCUUUGCAUAUCUUUGCAAGUCCGAUGUAUGAGUAUCUUGAUACAAAAUACGGGAUCAAAGGAAGUCCGCUAGCACUAAAGAACUUGUCAUUUAGGGUGGUGGUGAGAGGCGGUUACCUAACAGUAACCACCUUACUGGCGGCAGCACUGCCAUUCAUCGGAGACUUUAUGAGCCUGACCGGAGCUAUUAGCACCUUUCCACUUACAUUCAUUCUAGCAAAUCAUAUGUAUUUGGUGGCUAAAAGAAACAAGUUGAGUUCUUUACAGAAAUCAUGGCAUUGGUUGAAUGUGGUUUUCUUUGGGUUCAUGUCUGUGGCGGCAGCAGUGGCGGCUUUGAGGCUUAUUGCUGUGGACUCCAAAAAUUAUAGCAUAUUUGCUGAUGUAUAAUUUGUAGGUUUUAUUGUAUUAUAGUUUUAUAAUUAUAAUGGGAUGUCUAAAAUGUGUCCCGAUAUAUUUCAUAUUGAAUAAUGUUUAAGUUAGUGGUUUAUAA